Molecule: messenger RNA, 2592 nt
Organism: Coccinella septempunctata (seven-spotted ladybird)
Lineage: Eukaryota; Metazoa; Arthropoda; Insecta; Coleoptera; Coccinellidae
Product: endothelial lipase-like
Exons: 5
Coding region: 65-1036 (323 amino acids)
Molecular function (GO): lipase activity
Source: RefSeq, a predicted model, not a curated record
ACAUUGAACUUGAGCAUUUUUGAAUUUGAAUUCACAGAUACCCCUACCUUUAUUUGCAGUAGUAAUGUUGAAAUUUGUUGCUGGUAUAGUAGGGAGAUUGCACCAUAAAUUGGAUGAUAUGGUACAACAUAAAGUCCACACUAUAGCAAAGCUCCUGGGCCAACCAACUGAUCUAAGCUAUGUGAAGUAUUUUCUGCAUUACUCUCAGAAUAUGGGCUAUUCGUAUACUAUCGUUCAUCCCUUCUACCCCGAGAGAAUUGCAGAUACCAAAGGCUGGAUCUUCUUUCUUAUUCACGGCUGGACACAAAAUAGGACAGCGUGUCCUUGGUUCAAACCAUUGACUGAAUUGCUGCUGAAGAAAUUCCCAGAAUCACACGUAGUCCAGGUCGAUUGGGGUAAACUGGCGGCAUAUAGAUACACGCACGCGGCAUUCCUCACAGAGGCAAUUGGCCACCGCAUAGCCAUCUCAAUUCAGAUCCUAGUCAACAAGAACAAUUUUCCCCUAGGCAAUAUAGUGAUAAUAGGUCACUCGUUGGGAGGCCAAGUUGCCGGUUGGACUGGGAAGUGGUUCUAUAAGCAUACGAAAAAAAAGCUUUCCAGAAUCAUAGCUCUGGAUCCAGCAUCGCCAAUCUUCACGGUUCGUCCGGAAGCCAAGAGACUGAACAAGAACGAUGCCGAUGUUGUCAUGGUGAUUCACACCGAUACGAUAAAUUUUGGCUAUCCUACGAAUUGUGGUACGAUCGACUUCUAUCCGAACGGCCCUAACGUACAGCCUGGAUGUCGGGAUGUUGGUAAAAUUAACGUUUCAGCUGCGACAGAUUCAGCAUGGUGUAGUCAUAGAAGAGCCCAUGAUUUCUUCAUAGAAGCCUUGAAGCGACCUGGAGGAUUUAUAGCGACAAAAUGUGACAACUUCACCAACUAUAAAAAACAGAAAUGUGACCGAAACACAAAAGUUUCAAUGGGCGAUUGGCUGACGAAAGAAACUGGAACUUUCUUUUUGGAAACCGCAGCUGAGCCUCCGUUCAUAAAGAGAUAACAAAUCUGUAUCUACAUUCAUCACAAUAGAUAAUUAUUAUAUAAGUAAAUAAAUGUCUCUUCUAAUUAAUGAUCAUUGUCCGAACAAAAAUGUUCGAACUUGACAGGUUUUGGCUUUACAGAAAGCCACUUUAUUAGAAAAAGUACUAUGCCACAAAUGAAAUAAAAAUAUCGUUUAGUAUUGCCAUGCAGUGAUUAAAGUUAUUGACGAUUGAAUUUUAUUGAAAAUUUCGAAUAUGAGCAAUGAUUAUCCGUGAAAUUAUAGCGUUUGUUUGCCCAAAUAGCAUGAAAAUUAGUUCUUUUUAUAAUUCACUCUUGAUUUGUCAUUAGAAAAGUUCACAUUUCUCAUUAAACGCGUGAAUUCGCUUGGUUCUCCGCUCAUGUAUCUAAUUGAUCUUAGACCGUUUCGUUCCGUGAUUUUCAAAUGAAUAUAAUGAUGAAAUUACGAAGAAUUCAAUUAACAUCAAUAUGCAAGUUGCUCUUGUCAAAAUCUGCACGUUUUUACUCAUAUUUGUAUCGGUGGGUUGCCAAGAAAAUGCGGAGAGAUCCUUCUUUGGGUGGCUGGUAUCGGGUCUCAGUCAUGUCAAGGAUUUUUUUUUCACUCCCAAGAGGCCAAUUACGGAUAAGGACGUAAAUUUUUAUCUAUACAGUCGGAGAAUGGGUAGGAGUACUAACGAAGCAGCUACUCUGUCGGACUUUGCGCUGACUGAAGGAAAAUUUUUCUUUAUUAUACAUGGAUAUAUGUCCGGAAGAAAUUAUUCAUGGUAUAGAGACCUCACACAACAUAUACUAGAAAGAUACCCGGAAUCUUUGGUUGCUCAAGUAUCAUGGGAAAAACUUGCUUUUAAACUAUACACAACCUCAACUAGAUAUACGGAAGAUAUUGGUGGCAAAAUUGCGGAUAUCAUUUUCACCUUAGAAAAACACUAUAUGAUAUCAUCAGAGAGAUUCGUUCUGAUUGGGCAUUCUCUAGGUGCCCAAAUAAGUGGUUGGGCAGGUAGAAUAUACACAAGAAAUACGGGAAAGAAACUCCAAAGAAUCAUCGCUUUGGAUCCUGCCCAACCCUUAUUCAGAGGGGUCUCAGAGCGGAGAAGAUUAAAUCCAAACGAUGCUACGGUGGUCUUUGUAGUCCACACAGAUGGGUUUUUGGGCUUCAUGAACCCAUGUGGAACCAUAGAUUUCUUCGUUAAUGGUGGUCAUUCACAGAAAUGUUGCGUCAAUUCUACCAGGUGGCAGGAAAGGCGAUGAAUAACAGUUUGACUUGCUUUUAGUUUACUGCGACCAUACGAGUGCACACAAGUAUUUCAUCAAGGCCAUUUCCCGACCAAAGGCUUACAUAGGAAGAAGAUGUGUUAAUCUUGCAGAUUGUCGUAAUGGUGUAGUGUUGCUAAUAGGAGAAAAAGUUUCUAUGGGCGAUCUCGAACUGAAAAAAACUGGAUUGUUCCAUGUGGAUACUCCGGAUUGAUCUUGAAAUUCUCAUGUGAUUUGAUGACCUUAUUAUAUUACAUAUGUAGAAAAAUUAUUUGUAUAAAGUUGACAUUAAAAGUAGGAACAUGA